Messenger RNA from Rhizopus microsporus ATCC 52813, 573 nucleotides. Its product is annotated as peroxiredoxin. Gene Ontology annotation, molecular function: thioredoxin peroxidase activity. The record is from RefSeq and is a predicted model, not a curated record. The coding region runs from base 1 to 573 and encodes 190 amino acids. The transcript is spliced from 4 exons. Gene Ontology annotation, biological process: response to oxidative stress; hydrogen peroxide catabolic process; cell redox homeostasis. Gene Ontology annotation, cellular component: cytosol. Lineage: Eukaryota; Fungi; Mucoromycota; Mucoromycetes; Mucorales; Rhizopodaceae.
AUGUUCAUUCAAAUUGCCCGUGUACAAAAGCCUGCCCCACCCUUCCGAGCACCUGCGGUUGUGGAUGGAAACUUUAAAGAUAUUUCCCUACAGGACUACCAAGGACGAUACUUGGUGUUCUUUUGGUAUCCUAUGGAUUUUACAUUUGUAUGUCCUACAGAAAUUAUUGCCUUUUCUGAUCGUAUAGAUGAAUUCAGAGAACUAAAUUGUGAUGUGAUAGCCGCUUCAUGCGAUUCAGAGUAUUCUCAUUUGGCAUGGAUAAAUACAGAAAGGAAAAAGGGUGGUCUAGGAAAGAUGAAUAUACCUAUACUUGCAGAUAAAACAAAAGAAAUUGCCAAAAUGUAUGGUAUCUACAUUGAGGAACAAGGGAUCACGCUUCGUGGCCUCUUCAUUAUCGAUCCAAGAGGUAUAGUUCGUCAGAUCACAAUAAAUGAUUUACCUGUGGGUCGCUCAGUGGAUGAGACCCUUCGACUGCUGGAGGCUUUUAGAUAUACAGAUGAGCAUGGUGAAGUCUGUCCAGUGAAUUGGCAAAAGGGUGAUAAGACUAUCAAGCCAGAUCGGAAACAGAAAUAA